This is a messenger RNA of Lineus longissimus, 5758 nucleotides long. RefSeq names its product zinc finger protein 658B-like. The transcript has 2 exons. The record is from RefSeq and is a predicted model, not a curated record. Gene Ontology annotation, biological process: regulation of transcription by RNA polymerase II. Lineage: Eukaryota; Metazoa; Nemertea; Pilidiophora; Heteronemertea; Lineidae. Gene Ontology annotation, cellular component: nucleus. Gene Ontology annotation, molecular function: DNA-binding transcription factor activity, RNA polymerase II-specific; RNA polymerase II transcription regulatory region sequence-specific DNA binding. Bases 174 to 1952 code for a protein of 592 amino acids.
UGACUCGCUUGUUGCGGAAAUCCCAAAAUUUUGGUGGCCUAUAAAAUUAUAAAAUAUAUCCGAUUUCCUCAAUUUAGUGCUGCUCUAAUGACUCGAUAAGGUUUCCAUGUUUCAUAUUUAGUUGUCUGUGCAAAAAGAUUCCAUUUCUCAAAAGAGGUCUCAAAGAUUUCAACAUGACGAAUGAUGCACUUCAUGCAUGUGCAUUUUGCCCAAAGGCAUUUCCAGCUAGUCGUGAUCUAAGACGCCACAUCUUGGUACACACUGGAGAAAGACCGUAUAAAUGUGACCAAUGUGAUCGACGGUUUGCUAGGAGAGACAAUAUGAGAUUACACAUCAGGAAUGUCCAUUACGGCGAAAGGACAUGGUUGAAAACGCACCGCAAGAAAAAAGUUGUUAACCUGAUGCAUGAAGCGAAUUUACAAUCUCCCAAUGAUUACAAUCCAAACAUGCCGAAAUAUCAGUGCUCGCAAUGUGAGAAAAUGUUCUACAGUCAACGAUCAUUGAAUAUGCAUAUGACAAUACAUAAUCGGAGCACUCCGUUGAUAUGUGGACAGUGUAACAAGCACUUUGCUCAUAUUGGUACCCUGAACUUACACCUGGCGGCGCAUGUACGUGAAAAAGCGCAACAUUACAACUGUAAACUGUGUCCUCAACGAUUCCAUAAGCAAGAACACUUACAAACUCAUAUGUUGAUUCAUUCAGGGGAAGUGGUUACUUACCCAGAUGGGGAAAUGGUUACUUACCCCGAUAGGGAAGUGGUUGCUCACCCAGAUGGGGAAAUGGUUGCCCAACCAGAUGAGGAAGUAGCUUCUAAGCCAGAGGGUGUAGUAUAUACUACACCAGUCACCCUGAAGAGACGUAGACAAUCACACACUGGUGGUAAAGUAUUUGAAUGUGACACGUGCGAAAAGAAGUUCUCAGAUCAGCGGAAACUAGCCAUCCAUGUUCUAAUCAAGACUCACUCAGGCAAGGUACCUUAUGAAUGUAAGCAAUGUGGUAAAAGCUUCAAUAGUGUAGCUGGCCUGAAACGACAUAAGACGGUUAUGCACAAGAAGGAGAAUAAAUCUGUUUACAGCGAAAGACUGAAUAGUAAGGGGAACUUAAGAGCUCAUGCAAGGACACACUCUGGGUCCUUGAUGACACAUAUCAGUAGAAUCUUGAACGCACAUUCUGGUGGAGUCCUGGAAGCGCAUACUGGUAGAAAUACAAAGGUACGCAGUGAACGCAAGUCUAAGUCACAACGGAAUGUGAAAGCUCUGACACCUGUUCAGGCUAGUUCUGGUGAGGAAAUGAAAGAACUUAUCAGCGGGAUUCUGAAGGCAAAUACGGGGAGGACAUUGAAAUCACAUAUUGUUGGAAAUGCGAGGAGUAAUGUUCGCAACGUAAGCGGACGUAUUCCUGGGAACUUCAAGAGGGUCACAGAUACGAAUGGCAACUUUAAGGCACAGGCAAAUAGGAAUUUAAAGUCACACUUUGCGGGGAACCUGAAAGCAAAGAUUGGUCGCAGUUUGCCAAAACCGGCUCGUGGAAACUUGAAGUCACAUUUUGCGGGUAGCAUGAGUGCUCCGACUCUCCCGGUACAAGUCGAGAAGCUGCAGAUAAGCACCAACAGUAAAACUCCCAUCAACGGAAGCAUCAAAAUACAGAACAAGAAAGCGUCGGGCAUGGCUGCUGAAGAUAACAAAUUUAAAUGUAAAAAAUGUACUAAAUCCUUCUCUUUUGCUGGGCUGUUAAAAAGGCAUGCAAAGAUUCAUAACCAAGAACCACUCACAUUGAAUGCAAGUGUGAAGAGUGAGGCUGAGUUGACUCCUGUCAAAACUGAGGUGGUUGACGUGGUUAACAAGGGUGAGAUCCAGAUUGAAUGUGAGCAUUGUGGCAAGCAUUUCUCUCUCCAGAGUUACUAUGACUUACAUUGUAAAAUAAUGCACCGUAAUCUUGUUAAAACUGCAUAGAUCACUUAAUCUCAUAUUUUACAUAUAAAUUGGUAUUUGUAUCAUUUACAAUUUCCUUGGAAUUUAUUCAACAAGUUCUUGUGUUAUCAGUCAUAUAUACUAUUUGUACCUUUCAUGUCUUUGCCUUAGAAAUAUAGGCAUCCAUAUCAAAACCAAUUGGUCCUAGGUUUUCAUAAAGUGCCUACAACUAUUUUUUUCUAAGUUUGGGGAAAAUGGCUGCAUUUGAAAUAUUAUAGGAUUGAAUUUCUCAAUUUUUUUGACUGGAGUUAAAUAAUCAUCUUCCAAUGAUGAGGAAAUUUAUUACUCUAUUGUGGCUGUAGGGCCUAUGUCAGAAAAAUAUAUUCAUCUAGUCCCUACCAGGAGAGGCAUACAUGUAUGUGUUGAAAUUUGCCUAAUGUACAGUGUACUAAUGGUGUGCAUGUACAUGUCAGUGGUUGAGCUCAGGUAGCUUGGAAUUGGAUUGUUCAGUAAUGAACAAGUGCACAGACAAGCAUGAUUGGAACACAUUUGAAAGUACAUUGUACAGUUAUAUGUCCCACUACUUGGUCAGUAUCAUUGCGUAAAUAGACUUUUACACCAUAUGAAAUUUAGUGGGAGGAACUAAAUUGUGACAGCGUGGAGUGGUGUUCAAGCAUUCUUGUCUCUGUGUAUGCUGAUUAUUUUUUGUAAAUUUUAUAUCUAACCAGAUUAACUUAGUAUAGAUUCAUCGCAUGUUCAUUUUUAUAUUCCUGUUACUGUAAAUUUAUCUGAAUUUUAUUACUGAUUACCCUGUUGAGUGUGAUUUGAAACCUUGUGCUUCAAUAAUCAAGUUCUAAGUUAUCAAUACCAUGUUGCGUCAACAUUGUCCUAAAUUAUAUUGGUCUCUCCAGAAAAUCUUCUUUUUUUGGUGAUCAGCCCAUGAGCUGAAGAAGUUUUUGUGGACUGAUCAUGGCGAUCUUUUGAAGGUCAGAUCUAUCAUUUUUGUGUUAACUAGGUUGAGCAUCAUACUACAGAUUAGUGAAGGUUUUUUCUUUUUCUUUUAGCUGUUUUAUGUCACAGAGUUUUAAAAGUGAUCUCCAGGUUGCAGUAUGCAUGGUUUGAAUCAUUUCAAAGUUGUGGUUUGUUCUGGUGAUGAAUAAUAUGGUGAGGUUCAUAAGUCGGGCAAGGAUACCUGAAGGGCGAGUUUUAGCCUUAUUAGGGAGCUUCAUCCAUGCCAGUCACGACUUGUCAUGGUGCAGCUUGAUAUUUGGGUGAGACAGCGAAAAUAUAUACAGUAUUAGUAGUUGAACCAAAAAAUGUACAAUCUCUCUUUACAUCAAUUGACAAGGUGGAUUUGUAUAUCAUCUUUGAAAUAAACAACGAUAUUCCCAGAUGUGGGACUAUAACUCACCCUUCAUUGCCUGACUGUUCAUGUCUAUGCAUGAACAUGUACAACGUGUAAAUAAUGUUCAAAUGUAUAAAUCAUAUUAUAAUAUAAAACUGGAGAUAAAGUGACUACAUGUGUAGAAUGAAGAAAAAGGGUAGACUACUAUGAUGUAUUGGUUCUGUGGUGCCUUGGGUUGCCCAUUUGGAGAGAUUUUCAAAUAUUUCUGAACAAUUUUGCAAUAUUAUCCGCUGCUGAAUAGAGUUUUAUAACAGUUAUACAGUACCAAAGAAUAGAUAAAAUAUUGUUAAUAGUGCCUUGAUGGCUUGGUUAUAUUAUAAUCUUGUUUCCAAAUUGUCAGUCCCGAGAUGUUGAGUUUAAAAGAUAUAUUAUAUAAUUGCAGUUGGCUCAAGUGUACAUGUUUCAGAGUCUUCCAAAGUCCGAAUGAAAGUUAUAUUUUUUAUAUUUUAAUACUGAGCAGGAAACUUGGCUCAAAUAAUGUUUUCUGUGUCUUCCAGUUCCAGUCUAAAGGUCGGGAAUAAUAUGUGUGUCAUUGCUUCCAUAAAACCAGUAUUUUUUGGUAAAAACUUUUUAAUAGCAAUACUGCUGUAUUGAAUAAUUGAUUCCUUCUUACAUGUUUUAUGAAAGCUUGCCAUAGACAUAGCCCCAGGGGGGUUAUAUGUCAAAAAUACAUUGCAAGCGGGCUUUUCAUGGUCAGUUUAGUCGAAGGACUUUCGCAGUCAAAUUCAAAGAUUUCUUCACCUACAAAUAUGGUUACAUGAGGUAGCCCAAUGCAAGUCAUUCCAGGAAAUUUAAGCAUAAGGUGACCGAUUUUACGUAACCUGACAGUUGUCAUAGGCCUAUUAUAAGUAGUUUUGUAGAUUAAAACAGAGUAUUUAUAGUUUACUAUAGAUUAUUAUGUUUUGUCAAAUACUAUUAUAUUGUAAUAUAAAUGUGUAAAGUAGAUGGACUGGCAUUAUAGACAGGUCUCAUGUUGGGAGAUAUUUGUUUUGUUGCUUGGUGAAAUAAUAUCAGUGACAACUUAUGGAUGUUUUCCUGGUAUCAGCUGCAAAAGUGCUAUUCUAAGUCUCUGGAUGAACUACUCCUUUGCCUAACCUGAAAUUUGUCUAAUGCCAGAAUAGAUUUAUUUAGUUAUAUAAUAAUUUGUCCAAAACUAAAGCAUAAGUUGGUGAGAACUAGUGUUCGUAAAUGUAGAAUGUAAGUGUGAAACUACCAAAUUUAUUGAAUUGCCUCGGUUAGGAUGCCUGGCAACAGGUUUGUCCUGCAGCUAGAUCUGUCCUCCCAUGUUGAGCUUGAAUGCUGUAAAGUGUAAAAUCAGCUCCUUGAUAAUGAUUUCAAAUAGGGUAGUUAUUAUAAAACCAUUUUUCAUAAUCAACUAAUAUAAUAUGGUAUCAUAUUUUUAUACAGUAAGUGAUAUCUGUUAAUAAUGUUUGCUGCUGCAGAUUGGAAUUGUCAUAUUUUUUAAUGGUUUUCAUAUUUUGUGGAAUCGUGCUUUAUGCACUCUUUAGUCAAGUGCCUUCAAACUUGCAAACCAGAGGGUUAAAUUCAGGAAAGACCGUCCUAAAUGUCUAAUGAAUUCAGCUUUGAAUAUUCAUGAAUGUCCUGUAUAAGAGUAAUAACUCAAUAAAAUGUUCCAGUUAUACAGAUGUAUGGUAGAACCUCUCUGGUGAUAAAGGACACCCUUGGACUGACAAAUGCUGUCCUUAUUUAUGACCCAUUACAUUUCAAUGGAAACAACCAAUUUUGGACCAAAUACGGUGUCCCUCAUAAGGAGGGCGUCUCUUUAAACAGAGAGGUGUUCGCAAAAGGGAGGUUCCACGGUGUAUUGCAUGCCAGAAGUGCUAAUAAUAUGGUUUGUAUGUAGAUGGACCCAAGUACAUCCACCAUCUGUUAAUGUCAUCUCCACCCCAACAACACGAGAGGACCUGUCAUCAUUACAUCGUGACAAACUAAAGUGCCCCGCAAACCAGAGAUUUUAACCCAGCAACCUGCAACAAUUAUCAUUGCGAUGAGAGACAAAAAGUGCUUGUCACCGGUCAUCGCUGGGUUACAUGUUAUGGCUGGUAGCAGAGACGAAUAUGUCUUAUCUUGUCGAAUGUGAUAGUUGUUGGAGUUUGCUUGAGUUACCAAAAGGUUUUUGUUUGCAGGGCACUUAAAUUUCUUCAUUACUCUUUUAGAACUGGAAAUGGUGAUUUGAUAUCAACAUUUGUGGAUGUACUUGAAGUGUAUCCUUUCGUUUUCUUUCUAAAUCUAAUAUAUUUCAUAACUUCACAGAUCUUUUUUUUAGUAUUUUGGUGUAUGGGUAUCUAUCAUGAAUAGAGAUAUCAAUCAUGAAACCUAGAAUUUAAAUGAAUAGCAAAUGGGUAGGGCUUUUGAAAUUGAAAUUUUAAAUUGCCACAGUUUUCCUGUGUGUUUGUAUAAUAAAACCAAAAACUAAUGUAAA